Molecule: messenger RNA, 852 nt
Organism: Cydia splendana
Lineage: Eukaryota; Metazoa; Arthropoda; Insecta; Lepidoptera; Tortricidae
Exons: 1
Coding region: 1-852 (283 amino acids)
Molecular function (GO): nucleic acid binding; RNA-DNA hybrid ribonuclease activity
Source: RefSeq, a predicted model, not a curated record
AUGGAGAAAGUCAAAAAGCUCUUCUACAAACUGCAGACUUUCAUCAGACCAACAUGGGGCGUGCAUCCAGAAAACAUUCGCACCAUUUAUGAGCACGUUGUAGAGCCUAUUAUGACCUACUUGGCUUCGGUAUGGAAAACGGCACUCAAGUACAAAUAUGUAAACGGGAAACUAUUAUCCCUACAGAGGCUCUUUGCAAUCAAGUGCAUACGUGGGUUCAGGACACUGAGCAUGCCUCUCUCCAUAACCUUAGCUAAAUUAACACCACUACCCGCCAAGGUCACAUAUGUGGCAGAAAUAGAACUCACUAGAAUCUACGGCCACGCAUCAUUUCUGCCGGAUGACCUACGAAUAGAAUCGCCCGUAACACCUGGGGCCCUUCUUCACCCUGUGCAUAGGCAAAGAAUAGAGUAUCAAUUACUCAACACACAGGAAGAGCUUGUUGAGGCGAUUAGUAGCCACAGUGAUCCAUCUACCUCAUCUCGAAUCUGGCAUAUUUACACCGACGGCAGUCAGACUGAUGACAAGGUUGGGUCAGCCUUUGUCAUCAUAAAACCUAAUACCCCAAACAACCCGAUUGUCAAAAAGCUGAAGCUUCAUAACUGCUGCUCUGUCUUUCAGGCAGAACUGCUAGCCAUCAAGGAAGGCCUCCGAUUUGCACUCGAGGGACCGGCACACCCCCACAAAAUUCUCGUGUUUAGUGACAGCAGAGCGGGGUUGACCGAACUAGCAAACCCCAACAGCUACAAUAACCUUGUAAACCACAUACAUAAACUGAUCGAAAGACACAAAGAACACACCACAGUACAGUUUUUCUGGGUCAAAGCUCACUGUGGUAUCCUGGGCAAUUAG